AUAUAUAUACCAAAACCUAAAAAAGAGGAAAGUAUAAGAAAACAGCAAGAAGAGGAAGAACAUCCUGAUUACUUUGGAGUGACUGGUCACGAACCAAUAUUCACUCGUGAAGAUCCUGAAUUAACUCAUUUAGAUGAAAAUUUUAAAAAUAUCAAAGGUGGUCAAAUUAAACAAGAAUCGAGAAAAGCAAAAGAUUCCGAGCUUGGAAAAUUAGGAAUAGAUACUAUUAAUAUGUCAGAUACUUUGAAUGAUGGUGAAGGUAUUAAGGAAUUAAUUAAGAGAAAUUUAGGUGUAAAUCAGGAACAUCACGCUGUUGAUACAAAACCGGACUAA
Molecule: messenger RNA, 333 nt
Organism: Dentiscutata heterogama
Lineage: Eukaryota; Fungi; Glomeromycota; Glomeromycetes; Diversisporales; Gigasporaceae
Source: the annotation of a GenBank genome assembly